Messenger RNA from Pygocentrus nattereri (red-bellied piranha), 4864 nucleotides. RefSeq names its product proprotein convertase subtilisin/kexin type 5. The record is from RefSeq and is a predicted model, not a curated record. NCBI's taxonomy places the organism in Eukaryota, Metazoa, Chordata, Actinopteri, Characiformes, Serrasalmidae. The coding region runs from base 157 to 3081 and encodes 974 amino acids. The transcript has 16 exons.
UCCCCUGCUCACUGAUUAGAGGAGCAGGUUUUUGUUUUGGAGCCUAAGCGCUGUCAUUGGCAUGCAGCGCUGGACUGACCCACUUUGUGGAAGUGCCGUGUGAAUGGGUUUCUGUGAGCCGCCGAGCUGCCGGCGCUCUUCUGAGAACUGCGCACGAUGAGGGCUGGAUUAACGCCGCUUCUAUUAUCAUGUUGCCUGCUUUCUAUCCGAGCGAAGCCGUCGUCCAUGUCGUGUCCCAGCGGUCAGUUCGCGUUCAAAAGCCAGUGUGUGCUGUGUCAUCCCACCUGCGCGGAGUGUGAGGGGCACGAGCUGUUUCAGUGCACUGCCUGCGCUUUAGAUGAGGAUGGAAGGGAGCGCUUCCUCCAUCAGGGCCACUGUAGAGCCCACUGCCCUCGGGAGUUUUACCCAGAUCGAGUGCAGUACACCUGCCAGCCCUGCAUAACCAACUGUGAAAUCUGUGUGGAUGGCCAUGUCUGUGCCAAGUGCAGGGAAGGAUAUAAGCUCCAGAGUGGGCUCUGCCUGACAGCGCUGUGUGGAUCAGGCCAGGUUCAGGAUCCAGACUCAGGAGAGUGCAUUGAUUGUGAGACUGGCUGCAAGACCUGCUCUGCUGAUGAUCCGGAGUACUGUAACAACUGCGCUGAUGGCUACUUUCUCUACAGGCACCAGUGUCGCCGGCACUGCCCCCAGAGGAGCUAUGAGGACCACAGCAGGGGCCUGUGUCUGAGCUGCCCAGAGCCAUGCUUAGACUGCAGGAGUGAAACGCUGUGUCUGAUCUGCCAGUCUGGUCACUUCCUCCACAAUGGUGCCUGUGUGAAACAGUGUCCCCAGGAUACAUUUGGAGAUGCCAGAGGGUGGCGCUGUCAGCCUUGUCACACUUCUUGUCUGACCUGCCACGGUCCAGGAGUGAGAGACUGUGACAGGUGCAGUGGCUGGAACCGUCCCGUUUACGGAAAGUGCCCUAUCAUCAGCUGCCCUGAGGGCCAGUACUUUGAUAGUGUGAAUCGUGACUGCCGUUAUUGCGAUGUAUCCUGCAGGGCAUGCUAUGGGCCAAAGGCGCAAAACUGCUACAGCUGUGCUGCUGGGUACAUGUUGGAGCAGCAGGAUGCAGUGUGUGUACAACACUGUCCAACAGGGUUCUAUGCUAACAGCUCAAGCCAGCAGUGUGAGAGGUGCUCAGCAAACUGUGUAGUGUGUGAGAGCGGAGAUAAGUGUGUCAGCUGUAAGACUGGAAUCUAUCAGCUCUUUCUCUUCCAGGGCAGCUGCUGGUCAGAGUGCCCAGAUGGUUAUUUUGAGACGGAGGAUGGGACGUGUGAGCCUUGUGAUGACCUCUGCUUGACCUGUGAUGGGAGUAGGUCGCAGUGCCUGGUGUGCAGAGAGGGUCUCUUCUUGGAGAAUGGCAUCUGUAAACAGAAUUGCUCUCUCAGGAUGUACUCUUCUGAGGACGGUACCUGCCGACGCUGCGGCCCUCACUGUGAAAUCUGCACAGAUAACAAUACAUGCUCCAGGUGUAGUUUUCUCUACCUGCUCUUGAACGGCAUGUGUAAAGCCAGUUGUUCAGAGGGUUACUUUGAGGACUUGGAUCAGGGCCUGUGUGUUCGCUGCCAUGAGUCAUGUGCCACAUGCUCUGGCCCUCUCCCAGAUGAUUGUGAGAGCUGCUCUGCUCUUGCUCCAAAGCUAUAUGAGGGCACAUGCUCAGAGGACUGCCCAGCAGGCACCUACUACCAAACCUCCAGCAUGGAAUGCCAAGAAUGUCACCAGACCUGUGCUCGGUGUGUGGGCCCAGAGCCUACACAGUGCUCACAGUGUGAAAAAGGCCUGGCACUGGACCCCAACACCGUGAUGUGUGGCGUGACAGGAGACUCCAACUGCCCACCCAGAACCUUUCUCCAUGACAACCAGUUCACAUGCCAGGCGUGCCAUCGCCACUGCCAGUCCUGUGAGGGACCAGGUCCUGCAGACUGCCAGACGUGCACCCUGCCCCGAUACCUCCACAAUAGCUCAUGUGUGACGAAUUGCCCGGAUGGCACCUAUAGCGCUGAUGAGGAAGCUGAUGGGCUUGAGUUGGGUUUCUGUAUGCCUUGUGAUCAUGUGUGUGCCACAUGCUCUGGAGCUUCUCAUAAAGACUGUCUGAGCUGCUCUCCGGGCUACCUGUACCUACUCUCUCAUCUCUGCGUUACCCACUGUCCCACAGGGUAUUACAGUACAGACGAGCAUUGUGAGAAAUGUGACCAGUCAUGUGAGCUGUGCUCAGGUCCGGGUCCAGAAGCCUGCAGGGUGUGUGUUCCUCCUCUUCUGGAGCUGCAGGACACCAAACUGUGUGUUGAGCACUGCCCCCAACGCUUCUAUCAGAGUGGACACAGCUGCAGGCAGUGCCACACCAGCUGCCAGACCUGCACAGAUAACACGCCUCAGGGCUGUGUGACUUGUGACUGGGGCAGCGUCCUGCAGGAUGGAGUGUGUUAUCCGUACUGUGAAGAAAGCCGUUACUUCUCUCAGAGUGAGAUGUGUGAGCCCUGUGAUGACUCCUGUAAGCACUGUGCCAGUGCUGGACCGGAGAGCUGUCUGACCUGCCACACAGGUUUUGGUCUUCUUGCUGUGGCUGGCCGAUGUUUACCCUGCUGCCAGCCUGAGGAGACGGCCAGAAACUGCUGCUUCUGUGACUCUGCUUCAGCACUGUGUUUGGAGGCUCCUGUGCGAGCAGGCAUUCAGGUUGAAGAUGAUGAGAUGAAUCUGAAGUCUCAGGCAUUUCAGCACUCCUCUGCGGCUCUGCCUGCAUCUCUCAUCCUGGCUGUAAUUUUGGCACUGGUCGUGUUUGCUCUGGUGAGGGCUCGUGCCAGGAAGAGGCUGUGCUGGAGGCGGAGCUAUGAGAGACUGAGAGGGGCUGCCAGGCCGGACCCCCGGCCCAUGCCCCACGGCGUCCCUGAGCCAGAGGACAGCGGGGACGAGGCAGACGUGGUGUACACCUGCCGGGAUGGAUCCGUCUACCGCCGCUGCAGCUUCAUCCAUGAGCCUGACACAGAGGAAGAGGAGGGUGAGGAAGAGGAGGAGGCCAAUGAGAACACACAUCUCAACAAAGCCUAGUGGGAGCUCACACACUGAAAUACUGCUGGCUCUCAUUACAAGACUGCACUUGAGACAAAACAGCCUGGAUUGAAAAAUGGACACUUUUUAAAAAUCCCCAUCAAUCCAAACUGUAAUCUUUAUUGCUUUUUUGUAUUCUUAAUUCACAUUUGUAGACAAGUGCUUUUUAUAAGCAGAAUAUAGAUACUUUUAUUGUAGCAUAUCUAGUGCAUGUACGGCAGUUGUAGUUGGUUUUAACACAGUGUAGAUUGGAAUAUAAAUAUUAUAUUUUGUAAAUAAAGAACUGUAUUCAAUUAAUUAUAUUAAGCAAUGCUGUUCUUUAUGCAUAUUUUGAGAAUCUAUUGAUGUAAAGACAGUGAAUUCCAGCUAACAAAUUGCAUAGCACUCUUUGGAGGUUUGUGUUUAUUUUUCUUGUGUGAAAUGUAUGUAAUUAUCAUUGAUUAGUUUCCUUUAAAAACUGUUUCUUAAAAGAAAUAGGUUUGUAAAAUAUCAGUUAAAGGGCCAGUUUCCCUCAUAUUUGUUUUAUUCAGUUUUUUGUAUUCAGUCCACUUAUUUGUGUGUUUCUAUGUACCAAAAACAGUUAGAAUUAUUUUUUAGUUAAUCAUAUUCCAACAUUCCUUUGUCCCUAUACCUAUUUAUGUAUUUGCCAUAUUACCCAUUCUACCAAACUUGUUGAAACUUACUAAAACGUUUGAAAACCUUUUUUAAAAAUGCUCAUCCACGUUUUCAUGUCCCUACUGAAACAGAGUUUUACUCUAUAGGUGGAGAUUUGUUUUAGCCAUACACCUGCAUUUUAGAGUAGUCUGCAUCCUUGGCACUCAUGGCCACAUAGUCAGCAGUUAGAUCUCUUUUUUUUUAAGUGAAUAUGUCCCAAAUUCUGGAAAUUAGUGCGUAACAUUAAGAACUGUCACUACUAUACAAAAUUUUUGCAGCUAUGUUUUAAUGAAAAAUAUGAUUUUAUAUGUGCGCAACUGCUGUGGCACUGGCUAGUGUUUUGGAGAUACAAAAAUAGCUUAAAUUGUUACUACCAAAACAUUUGUAGUGUUACAGUAUUUUGUUAGUGACAAAAUGGAAUGUUCAGUCAUAUGUUUUAAUAAAAUCAAAGCACUUUAAGCAAAAGGAUUCUGGUCUAAAGUCCAAGUUGCAAGUCCAAAAUGUGUUUUCACCCCUGGCUGCCUUGAACCAGUUCGGUAAAAUGAUCCAUAUGUGUAAAUGUCCUCUGUUCUGAGUGGCCACCUUGUAUUGUGCAGUCCAGACUGACCCUUAAACAUGAAUGUGCACACUAAAUUGCUGUGGGUUGAAUAGGCAGACAUAAUUAUCUCAUGACAUCACAAACACAUUAAUUCAAAACAACUGUUAUUACAGAAUAGUUUAUGUAUAUAGACUGUAUGUACUGGGAAGUGAAUGGUAUAUUUGAUACAAUGUUUACAUGCUACAUCAAACUUUUAUAUCAUCACUGUCCAAAGAAAAUCAUGUAUCUCAGUUUUUGUCGAUUUUUAGAUUUGUACAUCAUUUCAACACAUCAUCUGUUCUUUAUGCUGUGUAAAAAUUUCAUGAUGAAUGCACCAAUAGAAGUUCUCUAAAAUCACCUGGAAUAAAAUCUCUGUACAUUGACUUACAUUGAAAGGUAAGAGUGUUUUGCCCUCUCUUGUAAAAUGACUGUUUUGGAGAUACUUGUUUUUCUUUGGACAUCGACAAUAUUUAAAAAGUGUUGAAUUUGUUGUCCUUUAAUAUUUUGUAAUAUAGUAGAAACAAAAUACAGCUGCAUGACUACCUACUGUAA